Molecule: messenger RNA, 4572 nt
Organism: Girardinichthys multiradiatus
Lineage: Eukaryota; Metazoa; Chordata; Actinopteri; Cyprinodontiformes; Goodeidae
Exons: 9
Coding region: 71-3208 (1045 amino acids)
Molecular function (GO): protein binding
Source: RefSeq, a predicted model, not a curated record
AGCGGCUGGAGAGCAGCGAGAGAGGCUGAAUAGUGAGGCGGUGGAGUAUCACCGUACUGCUGGCGUGAAUAUGGCGGAGACCGUGCGCUCGCUCUUUGAAUACCGGGACCCACACGGCGACGGAGAAGGCGUCAAAGCGGCACCGCUAACUCGUGGGCGUGGUUGUGGAAGGAAAAGAAAAGGGACACCGGUGAAAGUGUUUGUAACACACACAGAGGAAGAGAGCGUGCCUGAGCAAAGCAUCAGCCCAGGUGAUCGAAAGGAGGGAGGAGAGAGUAAACGGCCCACACUGGAUGCGUCUUCCUACAGUACACAGCCUGCUCCUCACAACUGCGGUCCAUCAGAGCAGACUCGAGAUAAGGUCUCCACUGGAUCCAAGGGCAGCUCAGCCUCCACACCAGCUCUGUCUCCUGCUGCUUCCUCAGCCCCAACCCUGACACCUGUACCCGCUCCGGCACCAGCCACCACAGCGUCGGCUCAGGGUCAUGCUCUGACCCCAGCUUCCCCUGCUCCAGCUGCUCCAACGGCCUCCGCGCCAGCUCCGACAGCCAUGUCCUUCCCUCCACCCCCCAACUGCCGCAUCAGGGAGGUCCACUGUGGCAGCCAGGUGCGCCUGGUCGUCAUCGCCAUUCGAGACAUCACCAAGGGGGAGGAGAUCACAGUCGACUACAGCCUGACUGAGUGGGGAGAGAAUCUAGGUUUCCAUGCAACUGUGUCUCCAGCGCAACCGGAGUGUAAGUCUGACUCUGAAAAUAGCAACAAUAUCAAAAAGGAGGAUGAGCCUCUCUCUCUGAGCACCCAGCAGCAUCGGCAACAGCAGCAGCAACAGGACUAUGUCACCCCCUCCUGGUCCCUCUCCCCAUCAUCCUCCCCCAUCUCUCACUCUGAUGCCAGUGACUCAGAUGUUGGAGAUGAGGACAACUCCAGCCCCCGUGGUCGUGCACUUCGCCGGCGGAAGAAGCGUCGCGGUACGCCUUCGAAGAAAAAGACCCCCCAUCGGACCCCGCCCAGACGGUGUUUACCUGUCUCCUCCUCCUCCAUCGCUCCUCACCAUAAUCGUCCCCUUUCUUCCUCCCUGUCUCCUGGUCAGUCUUCUCCUGCCUGCUCAACUUCCUUCAGCUCCUUAACUUCUUCCAAACCUGAAUGCAAAAUUUCUGGAAGUGGCGGAAAUGUCACAGCAAACAUCCCAAGAGAAGGACCGUCCAGCGACUCCGCACGGCAAACCUGUGAACACUGUGGACGCCACUUUCGCUCGCUGGGCCGCCACUUGGACAAACACCAUGCCCACCAACCUGACGUGUGCUCUGCUCUUGUUGAGCGCUACACACAGAUGCCACGUCUGCAUGCGCCAGGCACAAACCCUCCUUCAGUGCACAAUCACAUAGAGCACCACUCCAAGUUUUCCCAGACCAGAGGGCAGAGCCGCAGCUCAGAUCCUGUGCAAAGUGGUGUUCAGGACCUUUCCAUGUCCCCGCCCUCUCUCACUUCAGCGGACCAAUCCCAUAGCUCCUCUGGGAGAAACUCCACAUCUCAGGUCUUGACCCCUCCUCAUGGGCAGAACGCAGUACCAGUGUCCGUCUUGAAGAGGAGCCCGCCACCCGUGGCAGUGGCACAGUCCAGGAAAGGAGGGGUGAGGAGACCAAGGAAAGAAAAACGGAUGGAAGAAGAUAAUGAGGAUGAAGAGGUGGAGGUAGUGGAUAUAGAGAGAUCAAAAGAGGAGGAGGAAAUGGAGCUGGUGGGCCCUCAGUCUUUUAACAGCAAAACAGCCAAAAAGAUGGAGGCACCCAAAGAGGAGGAGGAAGAGAAUGAAGAAGUGAAUGGAGUGAUGGAAAUAGAAGAUGACAGUGGGACAGAGGAAAAGGAAAAGGAGUUGCUGAGUAGUUCAGGUCGUCACCACAUGCUGCCACUCCUUUCUUCCCUGUCCUCUCUGGUCCUGUAUCUCCGUCGGCUUCAGCACUCGGCGUUCUUGUCCCUGUCCCGGCAGCUGCAGUCUGCCGAGGCCUGGCGCCUUCUCUGCCACUCCAGCCUUGCGCUCCUCAUUCUGUACAACCGAAGACGCGAGUGCGAGGUCUCCAAGCUGACCAUCGCGGAGUAUCGGGCUCGUGUGACUCCCCAGUGCCCUGUUCCCGUCCCUCCUGGUGCUCCUCCAGCUCUCACCCCAUUGGAAGCAUCCCUCUCCCCCUUUGAGCGACUGGUUCUUCCUCACCUCCCUAGAGUUGGGGUCCAGGGGAAGCGUGGACGUGUUCAGCCCCUCAUCCUUCCCCCUCACUGUGAGCCCUGCCUGGAGCUUCUCCUUCAGACUCGACAUGACGUGGGGGUAGAUCCUGUCAACCCGUACAUUUUUGCCAGACCCUACCACUCUCCAGCCACCCCUCUGCGUGGUACAGAUCUCCUUCGCAGCCUGGCCCGUUCCAGCGGCACCCGCAACCCCAGGGCCCUGACGCAGACUAGGGUCCGCCGUCAGGUGGCUAUCCUAACCCAGCUCCUGCUUCUAGGUGAGGGAGAGGAGCAUGGGCAGCUGGGAGGCGGCGCCGUGGAGAGGCUGGAGCACUUCCUCGAAAGGGAGUACCACGUGACACAGAACUGUGCCGGAAUUGGCCAAGACCCAGGCUUGAUGGGCAGAGUGGGCCGAGUGGUACUGUGCGGAGAGAGAGAUGGAGUGCUGUUCAGAGGGAUGAGCCUGAAUCACAUCUGUCUGGAGCUGGAUGUUUUGUCAGGAAACUCUGCGGACUCUUACUCAGAGGGAGACUCUGACGGAGAACAUGUGAAGGAGAAGUCCGAGGUGCCCACUCUGACCCCUGCUCUGAGCCCUCCACCGACCCUGCUGUACGUCAGGAAGGGCAAAAAUAACGGGAGGGUGGGACGGCCCAAGAAGGUCAAGAACAUCCAACCUCCCACACCACCGCUGCCCCCUCCUCCACCACCUCCACCUUUAAACCGCAGGAGAGGCUCAGGAAAGCGAGGUGUCCUGAAGCGUCCCUGGUCAGAGGCAGAGCGUGCAGCAGUCGAAGAGCACCUAACCAAGAACAUCAAUGAGCUUCGUGUCCCUGCUAAGGCUGACUGCGAACGCUGCUUGCAGCAGUGCCCCCUGCUGGUCAACAACCACCGCGACUGGCGAGCGGUCAAGUUCUACUGCCACAACCGCAUUCAACUUCUGAAGAAAAAUCAGCGGCGGGAAAGCCAACCACAGACGCUUGCGGUCUGCUGAGAGAGGGGAAGAGCCGGAGUGUUCGUUUUCUGAUUCAGCCGAUGUGCUUCGCUUAGGAUGCAAACAUUCAGAGACUCUCGACUUUCACCAACUCUCUGUAUUGACCUUUUCAUUGACAAAAAUGACAUUUGAUGUCCUAAAAGAAAAACGCAUUUCAGCUUUCUCCUGCUCAGUUUUAUGGUCUUAAAUUAACAGUAGAGUAUUUGCGAUGGUCCUACUCCUGGAAGCUGCAGCGCUGGUUGGGUGCAGAGCAGUGGGAGUGGAUGGCAGCAUCUGCCACAUCCUUCUUAUGUUUCUGGUUAAAGGAUGUGUUUUCUUCCAUCCAGAUCACAUACACUACAGAGAUAUCUAAACAAAGAGGGGCAACUGAUCCCUACAGUGUUAAUUGUGAAGUAGCAUUUGUCUUCAGACCAAUAGGAGACGUUUAUAGGACAAAUGGCCUCUGCUGGGGCUACACUUUCUGUCAUCCUUACUGUUGAAGUGGAAAACUACAGCUAACCAAGUUCUCUCUUCAGAUAAGCUAGUUCUUGUUUUCAGACAACUGACUGUGCAUUUCUUACCAUGAUAAAAUGAUAAUGGACCUUAACUAACACAUGAGGUACUAGAUUGUAAAUGAUUUGUGUUUCUGAAGUUAACCCCCACCCCCAAAGAAAAAAGUAAACGUCAGCCUGGAACUGGGAGCUUUGGUUAUUUUAGAGUUAACAAAGUUGAGUCCAGAAAGAUUUACACUGCUGUGAAAACCUGUUAUCUUCUGUCUGCUUUUCAACGUUGCUGCCUUGAGCAACUUUAUUUGGUUUGCUAUUUUUCUGCCGGUUGCAGACUUGUUUUUCAAAGGAGUAAGAAGGUGCUAUAGGCCAAAAUCUGACUAUCAUUUUAUGUGUAAAGGGGUUUUCCUUUGGUUGUGUUCGCUUGAAAACAGGGCGUUUAUUGGAAAAAAGAAAAUGGGACCCUUCCUGACAGGUAGAGCUCCUCCUGUGUUUUCACACUACAUGGUUUGCAGCUUGACUAGAAUUUUGGUUUUGCUCCGAAUCUGCGUCCGUCGGACUAAAACCUCCACAAAACCUCACAUCGGAUACUUGAAGUUAUUUCAGUCCAUUUAUUUUUUUCAGGAUCUCUUUCCUCAUUUCAUGCUUCUAGACUGGCCAGUUACACCUGUACAUAAUAAGUAUAUUACUGUUCUGCUGACUGGUUGCUUGAGUUAGAUGUCGCAUUGAGUUUUCUGUCCACUUCUGUGUUUAUGCUGUGUGUAAAUAAGCCUGUUUUGUAAAUACUCUUCAGAGAAUCAAAGGAAAAACACAAUGUAUGACUUGCUUAUUGUGUUAUGUUUUUUCUUUUAUAUAAAUCUUAUAAAAAGUUAAAACUUA